AUGUCACCAGAUGAAACACAACAAACCUCGAAGUCUGCUAAAGACAACAGCAUCAACAACCAACCAGGUUCUGGUGGUCGGAAAACAUCUUCAUCAACAUCUUCCUCCACAAAACCACAGGAACAAAACAUGAAGUGUCCAAGAUGUGACUCACCCAACACAAAAUUCUGCUACUACAACAACUACAGCUUAACACAACCGAGACAUUUCUGCAAAACAUGUAGAAGAUAUUGGACAAAAGGUGGAGCUUUACGCAAUGUUCCAAUCGGUGGUGGAUGUAGAAAAAACAAGAGAGUGAAAUCAUCAUCAAGACUCUCUUGUGAUUCAAAGGAUUCCGCUACUUCUUCUUCAGAGUUUGUUGGUGGUUUGAAAUUUCUCCAUUCUCUUUCUUCUCCUUCCAUGGAUUUUCAUCUUGGUAAUGGUUUACCUUUUCCUAGGCUUCAACUUCAGCACCACCCUCCUUUAUUUAAUCAUUUUCCUUCUUAUGGAGAAACUUCUUCUGCUAUGAAUUACCCUGCUACUUCAAAUUCUGUUGCUGCUAUGAAUUACCCUUUUUCAACAGGUAAUAGUAAUUAUAAUGGUGCAAUUCAAGGUUUGAGUUCAAUGAAUAUCAAUCAUGGUAACAAUAACAUUGCUUCUUCUAUUGAGUCAUUGAGUUCCAUGAACCAAGACUUGCACUGGAAGCUACAGCAACAGAGAUUAUCCAUGCUGUUUGGUGGAGAAAACCAGAAAGAUAAUAACAAUCAGACAGAGAAACCACUACAACCUAUUUUGUUUCAGAAUCUCGAGGUUUCAAAACCAGCUGGUGGGAAUUUCUCUGUUGGAAAUUCAAGAAGAGAAGGUACGAAUGGCGGAGGAGAUACACCGACUGAGUGGUUUUUCGGUAAUUCUUAUGGUUCUGCUGCUGCUACACCUACUGCAAGUGGUGGAGCUGGUCAUGAUAAUGGAAGCAACUGGAAUGGUGGUGGUGUUCAUGCUUGGAAUGAUGUGCAGCAGCAAUAUAGUGCUAUGCCCUAG
Messenger RNA from Lathyrus sativus (Indian pea), 1017 nucleotides. Lineage: Eukaryota; Viridiplantae; Streptophyta; Magnoliopsida; Fabales; Fabaceae. The record is from the annotation of a GenBank genome assembly.